UAUUAAUUUGAUUAAUUAGUUGUUAAUUUUAUUGUUAAUAAGCUAACCUCAAAAUUUAAAAAAUGGGGAAAAAACCGAAGAACAACAAAAAUAGAAAAAAUAAAAUUACUUUAGUAUUUGAUGAAGAAAAGCGGAGAGAAUUUUUAACUGGUUUUCACAAAAGAAAAUUACAACGAAAGAAAAAAGCACAGGAAGAACUACAAGAACAAUUAAAAGCAGAACGAAAACGUUUGAAACAGGAAGCUAAAGAAAGUUAUAAAAAUUUAGUAGUGUCACAUCGACCUAUACCAGAAUUAGAACAUCUUUACAAAGAAGAAUACGAAGAUGAUGGUGUUUCAGUUCAAGUUAUGGAAUUAUCCGAAAAUUCAAUAGCAAAACAAAAUAAUUGGAUUGGUCCAAACAAACCUCAAUACGAGGAAAAUGAUAAAGAAAACUCGGAAAAUGAGGAUUCUGAUACAGAAGAAAUUGAAGGAAUGGAAUUGAAACAAAAAAAAAUAUCCUCGAAAACGAUUCAAAAAGAAUUACCUGUAUUUAAAACUGAAAAAGAUGUUAAAAAAUUAUUGAAAAAACAAGCCACAAAAAAUGUACAAAAAAGUAAACCAUUUCAAAUAAAACACAAAUUAGAAAAACAGAAAAUGAAAAAGAAAUCAUUACAACAGAAACGAUUACGUGCAAAAGUCCAAGGGAAAAAAGGGAAACAUUUGAAUAAAUAAUUUAUGUAUUUAGUAUAUAGGCUCAUAGGUUAGAGACUGUGGUAGUAUUUGUUUGGAAUUUAAGAAAGACUGGAAAUUUCACAGGCUUUUGUAAAGUUAGACACGGUCUUGUCUUAACAACGGCCAAUUUUUCAGCCGUUCUUAAAUGAUCCGUCAAAUAUUACCCCUGAUCCUAGACUAUGAUUUUUUUUAUUAACGUUUAUGUAAAAAAAUUAUAUAUUUAAA
Molecule: messenger RNA, 938 nt
Organism: Chrysoperla carnea
Lineage: Eukaryota; Metazoa; Arthropoda; Insecta; Neuroptera; Chrysopidae
Gene: vito
Product: ribosomal RNA-processing protein 17
Exons: 2
Coding region: 63-713 (216 amino acids)
Cellular component (GO): nucleolus
Molecular function (GO): RNA binding
Source: RefSeq, a predicted model, not a curated record